UGGUGUUUACGGGAAUUGUUUUGAUUACGUUUUAAUCUCAAAAUUCUUGUGUUAUCAUAUUUUUCUUUAACAUGCUAUAGUGAAGCAUACACAGUUACAGUGUUAUCAUGGAGACGACUCCUUUACUCACAAGACCUAAAAGGAAGUCGUUGUGGUCAAGGUUGAUGCACUCAAGGUUCCGGAAGAAGGAGUUAAGUUCAAGAGUCAUAUACGUGGGGCAGAUCCCAGAAGAAGAAUACCCGCCUAAUUAUGUGUGCAAUCAAAAGUACAACAUCAUUACAUUCCUCCCAUUGGUGCUGUUUGAGCAGUUCCGCUUCUUCCUCAACAUGUAUUUCCUCGUAAUGGCUGUGAGUCAGUUUAUACCGAGCAUCCGCAUCGGGUACCUCUACACAUACUGGGGACCACUGUGCUUUGUACUCUCCGUCACAUUAUUCAGAGAGGCCGUUGAUGAUUUCAGAAGAUACAGGCGAGACAAAGAAGUUAACCGCCAACGUUACGAACGCAUAGUCCUCAACCACACAGAGAAUGGAUACAGACCUUUUCAAACAGAGCAUGUGUCAGCAUCGAAGCUCAGAGUGGGGGAUAUUGUAAUGCUGCAUAAAGGACAGAGAGUGCCGGCUGACAUGAUCCUGUUGAGGACCAACGAGACCAUGGGGACCGUGUUCAUCAGGACGGAUCAGCUGGAUGGAGAGAUUGAUUGGAAAUUGAGGAUACCUCUUCCAUCAACACAAAAGCUGCCAACAGACGCCCAUCUCCUGGACAUCAACGCUCAAAUCUUCGUGGAGAAGCCAGAGAAGGACAUACACUCGUUCAUAGGCACUUGUACACGACUAGAUGAAGAGGAGAGCGACUCUCUAGACAUUGAAAACACGCUGUGGAGCGGAUGCGUCGUUGCUUCGGGACAGGCUACCGGACUGGUUAUAUAUACUGGCAGUGAAACCCGUAGCGUAAUGAAUAACGCCGCCCCGCGCUCCAAGGUGGGUCGUCUGGACCUGCAGAUCAACGACCUCACCAAGGUGCUGUUUGCGGCCACACUCUUCGUAUCAUUCCUCAUGAUCGUGCUCAAAGGAUUCAACGGACCCUGGUACGGGUUCCUCUUCCGAUUUGUGCUGCUCUUCUCUUAUAUUAUUCCUAUCAGUCUAAGAGUAAACCUGGAUAUGGGCAAAGCGUUCUACUCAUGGACAAUCCAACGAGACAAGCAGAUAGAAGGCACAGUGAUGCGAUCCACAACGAUCCCUGAGGAGCUCGGACGUAUCCAGUACCUGUUAGCCGACAAGACAGGAACUCUUACCAAGAACGAAAUGGUCUUCCAAAAGCUGCACCUGGGAAAUGCAUUGUUUCACAGGAAUAACUUUCAUGAGGUGGAAGCCCUCCUCACUCAAUACGUAACCAACGACGCAGCAUCACUACCCACGUCGCCAGUAGGCAGUGAAGGACCGAUGGCGCCGACGCCGCGACAAGUAUGGCACGCGGUGCUGGCUCUCGCAUUGUGCCACAAUGUCACCCCCGUGUAUGAAGUCGACCAGCGACGGGACGAGGUGGAUGAUACGCAGUCUGACAUGGGCAGCUCAGUAAUGUCGGAGUCGUGCGGCGGCACGGUGCCUCAACAGCAACUGUGUGACUACCAGGCAUCCAGCCCCGACGAGGUCGCGCUUGUCAAGUGGACCGAUAUGAUGGGCAUAUCGCUAUACAAGCGCGACCUACACAACAUAUCGCUGAAAUUGCGCGCCGCAAAUGAGAUUAUGCAGUUUACCAUCCUACAGAUCUUCCCCUUUACCAGCGAGAGCAAAAUGAUGGGCAUUAUUGUACAGGACGAUAAUACAGGAAAGAUCACAUACUUCGUGAAAGGCGCGGACGUGGCGCUAGCUAAGUUAUUGCAAUCUGAGUGGCUGGCCAGUGAGUGCCGGCGCCUCGCGGCCGACGGCCUGCGCACCAUGGUGGUCGCACGACGGACGCUCAGCAAGCAGGAAUAUGUCGCGUUUGAGGCUGACUAUAAAGAAGCUCGUCUAAGCGUCACGAACCGCAACGAGAAGACUGCCUCAGCGAUGUCAAAGUUAUACUCCGGGCUAGAGUUGCUCGGAGUGACGGGCGUGGAGGACCGACUAGCUGACGAUGUGCCGAGGACGCUGUCUAUGUUGCGUACUGCUGGGAUCAAGAUCUGGAUGCUAACCGGUGAUAAACUAGAGACGGCUCUGUGUAUCGCGCGGUCACUGCAGCUGGGCGGCGGCACGAGCUGGCAUGUGGCGCAGGAGUGCACCAGCCGCCGGGAUGCGCACGCGCUGCUGCAGGCGCUGCAGGCCGGAGACGACGCCAUGGACCUCAUCGUGGAGGGGGAGACGCUACAGGUAUGCCUUCACUUCUACGAGGAAGAGUUCGUCGACAUUCUCCGUCGAUGUUCCGGUGUAGUCGUGGCCAGGUGCUCUCCGACCCAGAAGGCGCGUGUGGCGCGACUCCUGCGCGCUAGGAAGCAUGUAGUGGCCGCGGUCGGAGAUGGGGGCAACGACGUCGCUAUGAUACAGGAGGCCGAUAUGGGCGUGGGCAUCGAGGGCGCGGAGGGCCGUGCGGCGUCGCUGGCGGGCGACGUGAGCGUGCGCCAGUUCCGCAGCCUGGCGCGCCUGCUGCUGGUGCACGGCCGCCGCGCCGCCAUGCGCUCCGCCGCGCUCUGCCUGUUCAUCGUGCACCGGGGGCUCAUCGUGUCCACCAUGCAGGCGGUCUUCUCAGUGGUAUUCUACUUCUCAUCAGUCUCACUGUAUCCCGGCUUCUUGAUGGUUGGCUACGGAACCGUGUUCACUAUGCUGCCAGUAUUCUCAUUGGUUUUGGAUAAAGACAUUCCCAGCUCAACGGCGCUUCGGCAUCCGCAGCUGUAUAAGCAGCUGACGAAGGGACGACAACUCUCAUACAAGACCUUCUAUAUAUGGACCGGGAUCUCUAUAUACCAAGGUGGCGUAAUAAUGUACGGCGCGCUAGUCCUGUUCGAAGAUCAGCUGAUCCACAUAGUAGAGAUCAGCUAUACUGCGCUGAUCCUAACUGAACUGAUCAUGGUGGCUCUAACCGUGGUCACGUGGCAUCGCCUUAUGGUGCUCGCAGAGUUGGUCAGCCUGCUCAUGUACACCGCCACGUUGCUUAUAUUUACUACAUACUUCGAUGGCGACUUCAUAAAACACUGGGACUUCUGGUGGAAAGUGAUGACCAUAACCCUCGUCUCCUGCCUGCCCCUAUACAUCGUCAAGUACAUGCACAGGAAAUGGAGUCUUCGGCAAUACAAGAACCUGAAGAAAUAACCUUUUAACAGAUUAGGUUUGUAAUUCUACAUCAAUGGUUCCCAAUUAUUUAUUCCCGCGUAACUGGUCUCAAACUCAAGUACCCCCGGAAAUACGCGAACCACAUACAAAAACAGCCCAUACACGUCCCACUGCUGGACACAGGCCUCCUCCCAAUCAACCGGAGGAGGUACAGAACAUACUCCACCACGCAGCUCCACUGCGGGUUAGUCCUGGCAUAAAGAACACGUCCACGCGUACUUAUAAUUGGGAAUUAUUCUACAGAUAAACAAAAGUGGCUAUAAUUCUUCUUGUGCUUUAAAUUUUUGGACUGCGCCCUAAACACCAAGUUAACUUGGUGUUGUAUAUGAUCAAGGAAAUCGGAACAAGCAGGCCGUGGGC
Molecule: messenger RNA, 3662 nt
Organism: Pectinophora gossypiella (pink bollworm)
Lineage: Eukaryota; Metazoa; Arthropoda; Insecta; Lepidoptera; Gelechiidae
Product: probable phospholipid-transporting ATPase IIB
Exons: 19
Coding region: 108-3281 (1057 amino acids)
Biological process (GO): phospholipid translocation; endocytosis; retrograde vesicle-mediated transport, Golgi to endoplasmic reticulum
Cellular component (GO): plasma membrane; trans-Golgi network; endosome
Molecular function (GO): ATP hydrolysis activity; ATP binding; ATPase-coupled intramembrane lipid carrier activity
Source: RefSeq, a predicted model, not a curated record